Messenger RNA from Dunckerocampus dactyliophorus (ringed pipefish), 3712 nucleotides. RefSeq names its product zinc finger protein 25-like. Gene Ontology annotation, molecular function: DNA-binding transcription factor activity, RNA polymerase II-specific; RNA polymerase II cis-regulatory region sequence-specific DNA binding. The transcript has 2 exons. NCBI's taxonomy places the organism in Eukaryota, Metazoa, Chordata, Actinopteri, Syngnathiformes, Syngnathidae. Gene Ontology annotation, biological process: regulation of transcription by RNA polymerase II. The record is from RefSeq and is a predicted model, not a curated record. Gene Ontology annotation, cellular component: transcription regulator complex; PcG protein complex. The coding region runs from base 75 to 1211 and encodes 378 amino acids.
UGGCAACGUUUCAAGGCAGGCGCGAGACAAAGGGGCGAAGGCGACGACGUGCCUUCGAGUUAAAAACAUUGAAAAUGUUGAAAGAGUUGGUGAAGGAGCGACUCAUGGCGGCGGCUGAUGAAAUAUUGGCGCUGUUUGAAAGCACGAUAGCGUCUUACGAGGAGGAACUUUCUCGAACGAGAGAGGAGAACGAGCGCCAUCGACAACAACUGGAAGCUGUGAGCAAGACUCAAACUGUGCUCCACAUUGAAGACGUACAGCAGCUGAUUGGUCUUCAAAAAGAACGUGCCCCUCAGCUGCAGGGGUGCAUCUCCGCUUUGAAGCAGGAGGACCCCCAGCGCCCCCACGUUAAAAAGGAAGAGGAGGAACUCUGGACCACUCAGGGGGGAAAUUGGCUUCUAAGGCCGGACGAGGUUGGUCUCACUAUGUUGCCACUGACUGGUGUCUCUGUGAAGACUGAAGACCAUGAAGAAAAACCACCUGAGUCCUCACAGCUUCAUCACAGUCCAGAUGAGGAGAACAAACGGGCGGAGCCUCCAAGCAGCAGCAGCUCACGACAUCACUUGACAACAGAAGCUGAUGGAGACCACUGUGGUGGAUCACAAGCAGACAGCCUCUUAGCUCCGCUAUCAGACAGUGAUGACGUAAUGUCACACUGUCAUGAGGAUAAAGACAGGGGCCACACCCAAGACGCUUUGAGCAGCGAUACAGACUGUGAAGGUGAUAUGAGGACUCCCACCGACAGCAAACGCUCUGAAUGCUCUAAGAAGAAGACUGGUAAAAAACAUUUCACCUGCUCGACUUGUGCUAAAUCCUUUUCUAGUAAGAGCCUUUUGACUCGACACAUGAGAACACACACUGGAGAAAAACCUUUUAGUUGCUCAGUGUGUCGUCAAGGAUUUUCCCAGAAGUCACAUAUGGCAGUACACAUGAGAACACACACUGGAAAAAAGCCUUUUAAUUGUUCGGUUUGUGAGAGUAAAUUUGCACAAAAGUCCACUUUAAUGCAACACAUGAGAACCCACACUGGAGAAAAACCGUUUAAUUGUUCAUUUUGUGAGAGUAAAUUUGCUCAAAAGUCUACUUUAAUGCAACACAUGAGAACACACACUGGAGAAAAACCUUUUAGAUGCUCAGUUUGCAGUCAAGUGUUCUCCGAUAAGUCAAAUAUGGCAGACCACAUGAGAAAACACACUGGAGAGUUGUGGUAAAAGAUUUAGUAGAAAGUCAGACGUGGUGAAUCACAUGAGAAUGCACAGAGGAGACACGGCAUGUCAAGAAGGGUUGGAGUCAACCUCAGAUACGAAUAAUAUGGAUGACUUCUCAUUAUAUUAUUAUGAUUAUAAUAAACGCUGACAAUUCCUUUGCUUUUAUAUAUCAAGAGACUUUAUGGACACACUACUUUAAAAACUAAACGGUAUAAGAAGUGACACCAGGACACCCGAGGCUGCAGGUCGAUGGUCGACUUUGUAGUUGUAUCAUCAGACCUGCGUCCGUAUGUUCUGGACAAGCAGGUGAAGAGAGGGGCUGGGCUGACAACUGAUCACCGCCUAGUGAUGAGUUGGAUUAGAUGGUGGGGGAGGAUGCCAGACAGAGCUGUAGUGAGGGUGUGCUGGGAACGUCUUGCAGAGUCUCUUGUUUGUUGAGUCUUCAACUCUCACCUCUGGCAGAGCUACGCCUGCAUUCCCUGGAGAGGACAAGGAUAUCGAGUCCAAGUGGGCUGUAUUCCGCGCCUCCAUUGCUGAGGCAACCGAGCCCAGCUGAGGCCGUAAAGUAGUCCGUGCCAAUCGUGGCAGCAAGCCCCGAACCCGAUGGUGGACACCAGAGGUCAGGGCUGCCAUCAAGCUGAAGAAGGAGUCCUAUCGAGCAUGGAUGGCUUGUGGGGCUCCUGAAGCAGCUGAUAGGUACUGGCAGGCUAAGCGGCAUGCGGCUUCGUCUGUAGUCGAGGUAAAAACUUGGGUGUGAGAGAAGUUUGGUGAGACCAUGGAGCAUGUCUUUCGGUCGGCCUCAAAGAGUUUCUUGCACACUGUCCAACGCCUCAGAAAGGAGAAGCGGUGCCCGGUACACACUGUUUACAGUGGCGACGGAAGCUUGCUAACCUCAACUGAGGAUAUAGUCAGAUGUUGGAAGGAAUAGUUUGAGGCCCUUCUCAGUCCCACUGGCAUACUUUCCAGUGAGGAAGCAGAGUCUGAGGACAUGAACUCAAGAGUUCCACCACCGUGGCUGAGGUAUCUCGGGUUAGUCAAAACACUCCCCAGUCGCAAAGCUCCGGUGGUGGAACACUGGACCAGCUCUACAUGUGCUUUGGAAAGGCAUUUGACCGUGUACAACUGGAGCAGGAGUCUGGUUCGCAUCGCCAGCAGUAAGUCCAGCCUGUUCCUGGUGAACGUUGGGCUCCACCAAGGCUGCCCUUUGUCACCGAUUUUGUUUAUAAUUUUUAAAGACCGAAUUUCUAGGCACAACCAAGUCGUCGAGGGAGUCCAGUUUGGCGGCCUCAGGAGCUGGUUGAUAUGAAAAGAUGCCCUGCACGCAAGAGAAAGUGUAACAAAUGUCAAAAAACAGGACACUGGGAGUGAGUCUGUCACUCAAAACAAGUGAGAGAGAUCACAGAGGUGAAGCAGCCAUACUUCCAAUGGCGAACUGGCAGGAAGACCAGCUGUCAGGAUGACUGGACAGUUAACCUGGAGGUGAGAAACGUCCCAAUAAGUUUUAAAAUUGAUACAGGUGCGGACGCCACAGUCUUCAACUUCAAUACAUUUCAAAGAAUGGAGCCCACAAUUAAACUGGAUCCGCCUGACACCAGCUUUGUUAGCCCAGGGGGGCACUUCAGCUGCAUGGGGCUGUUUCAGGCUACAGCACAGUUAAAGGAGAAGCAGUAUUCAUUUGAAGUUUACGCCAUGAGAGGAAGAAUCAGCUGUCUUUUAGGACUUCAUAAAGCUGUGAAUAUGGGCCUUAUGAAACGGAUAAACAAGGUCAGUGGCAUUUUCAGAUUAUUCAUGGAGAAAAUGAGGAAAUCUAUGACCAUUGCUUAGCAAAGGCACUGAAGGUCACUGAGGCAGCAGGUGUCAAGCUGAAUGAACGCGAGUGCAGAUUUCUACAGGACCAGAUUCCUUUCCUGGGACAUGGCAGGUGUCUGAUCUGACCCGGACAAGGUCACGGGGAUCAUUGGCUCUGGCCACCAGCAUUGCAAUAGAAAAUGGAUGGAUGGAUUAAAACUGUGAUUUCGGUCAAGUUUUAUUUUAAAAUGUCUGAAAAAAAUGCUGUUUUAUUUUGUAUUGACUUUAUUCCCACAAUAUUUUCACUUUAUUCUCAUGAUAUUAUAACUUUUUCCCUAAUGUUCCGAAAAUUACAACUUUGUUUUGUUUGUAUUGUACUUUAUUUAUCUCACAGCAGUUUCUCAUAUUAAAACUUUUUCUUUUUAUAAAAAAGUCAACUCUGUACUACAAAAAUGACAUUAUUUUACAAAUACCAGUUUAUUCUCUGGAUAUUUUGACUUUCUACUCGUAAAAUUACAGCAUUUUUUCCAUUUCUGCUGUUGUUUUUUUUGUCCUCCAAAUAUUUCACCUCUCUUGUAAUUUUUUUUCUUGUAAUUAUGACGUUAUUCCUGUAAUUUUUGGUUUUAUUGUGGUAACAUUAUAACCUUUUUCCACACUUGUCUCCGUCUCAAUGUUGUGUCAAUGUAUUGUCACGGACUUUACAUACCCUAAACACG